AACAACAAAAAACAAGUUUUUCUCUAUAGAGAGAGAGAGCGACAGAAAGAGAGACGGGGUAGGAUGGAGGGAAGUCUCUACGAAAUGGCUCUGAGCACCUCUCUAUUGUCCACGGCGAGUCGGUCCACACGCUAAAUUCGUCUUCUCAUCCUCUUCUCCAACCCAAACCCUCCUUUUUCUUUCCUUAAAACACCUCUCCAUCUUUCCAACCAUUCGUAUUGUCGAGGUUUCUCUCUCCUUCUACGUGAAAAGUUGCUCUGAGUUCGAGAUCUGAGAUUUCGUGGUGGGUGUUUAAACUCUUCAAUUGUUGAAGACAACCAAGGUAUUGUUUUCUUAAUUUGUCUGUAGUUUCAUCGAAACGAUCAGAUUUUGGUUGUCCUCCACAUCUAUAUUUUGAUCAAAUUCUGAGACCCAAUUGGCUAAAAGAUCCAAAGAGCCAGAGGAUUGGAGAUCUGAUUGGAAAAAAAAUUUUGAAGCUUUGUUCUAUUGAUUUCUCUGUCUUGUUGCUCUGAAGGCUCAGAUAUUGGUUGAUCUCUGUCCAUAUUGAGCUCAAAUCUGGAGACCCAUUUGGCUGAAAGUUUGGAGAAGGUUGAUUUUUGAAGCUUUGAUUCAUGGGAAAUUGUUGUGCAGUACCAUCUACUAAGUCUGAGAAGAAGAAGGGGAAGAAUAAGGCAAACCCUUUCUCUAUUGACUAUGGUGCAAACCAUAAAACUGGGAAUGGGGGAUACAAGUCUCAUGUAUUGGAUAACCCAACAGGUCAUGAAAUUGAGCAGAGAUAUGAACUGGGUCAUGAGCUUGGUCGCGGUGAAUUCGGGGUGACUUAUUUGUGUACUGAUAAAUCUUCAGGGGAAGUGUUCGCUUGUAAGUCCAUAUCCAAGAAGAAACUAAGGACUAGGGUGGAUAUUGAGGAUGUGAGGAGAGAAGUUGAAAUCAUGAAGCAUUUGCCUAAGCAUCCCAAUAUUGUGAGCUUGAAGGACACUUAUGAGGAUGACCAUGCUGUCCACUUGGUGAUGGAGUUGUGUGAGGGUGGUGAACUGUUUGAUCGGAUUGUUUCAAGGGGGCAUUACACUGAAAGAGCGGCUGCGGGUGUGACGCGUACAAUUGUCCAAGUUAUUCAGAUGUGCCAUAAGCAUGGAGUUAUGCAUCGGGAUCUCAAACCUGAGAACUUUUUGUUUGCAAACAAGAAGGAGACAGCAGCUUUAAAGGCAAUUGAUUUUGGACUGUCAGUGUUCUUUAAACCUGGGGAGAGAUUUAAUGAGAUUGUUGGAAGUCCCUACUACAUGGCCCCUGAGGUGCUCAAACGAAACUAUGGUCCAGAAGUUGAUGUCUGGAGUGCUGGAGUAAUCCUCUACAUAUUACUUUGUGGUGUUCCACCUUUUUGGGCAGAAACUGAACAAGGAGUUGCACAAUCAAUCAUCCGUUCUGUUGUAGACCUUAAGAGAGACCCAUGGCCGAUGGUUUCUGACAAUGCAAAAGACCUUGUGAAGAAGAUGCUCAACCCUGACCCAAAGCAGCGCCUUACUGCUCAGGAAGUGCUAGACCACCCUUGGUUACAAAAUGCAAAAAAGGCUCCAAAUGUUUCUUUAGGCGAAACUGUUCGAGCAAGGCUGAAGCAAUUUUCUAUGAUGAAUAAGCUCAAGAAAAGAGCUCUGCAGGUAGUUGCUGAGUUUCUGUCAGUAGAGGAAGUGGCUGGAAUAAAAGAGGGAUUCAAAUUAAUGGAUAUCAACAACAAAGGAAAGAUCAACAUCGAUGAGUUGCGAGCUGGGCUACAAAAGCUUGGACAACAGAUCCCUGAUGCUGAUCUUCAAAUUCUUAUGGAUGCUGGAGAUGUAGACAAGGAUGGACACCUGGACUAUGGAGAGUUUGUAGCAAUUUCUGUUCACAUAAAAAAGAUGGGCAACGAGGAUCACCUCCUGAAAGCUUUCGAAUUUUUCGAUCGAAACAAAAGUGGAUAUAUAGAGAUUGAAGAGCUACGGGAUGCCUUAGCUGAUGAAGUUGACACCAACAACGAAGAAGUCAUUAAUGCAAUUAUCCAAGAUGUGGACACAGACAAGGAUGGACGUAUAAGUUACGAAGAGUUUGCAGCCAUGAUGAAGGCUGGCACGGAUUGGAGAAAGGCCUCAAGACAGUAUUCACGAGAGCGAUACAAUAAUCUCAGUUUGAAGUUAAUGAGAGAUGGAUCAUUGAACAGCGAGGGUCGAUAGGUCACCGUUAGACAAUUUACUCGCCCAGCUAAAGAAUGAAAAGUCAACGACAAAUGUCAUAUGCAUUAGUUUUCAAAAUUCAUAUUUUCUCAGUGGGUUCUUUUUUAUUUUUGAGGUCUGCCUUUGCUUGGUAUUGUGGGGGUAUCCAACAUAAGUAUCCGGGUGAUCAUGGAAUUUAUUUUUUUGUGUAUUGCAAUGUGUUGCUUUCGUUUGUGUGGAGAGUUGCAGGAGUGUGGUGAAAGUGGAAAGAUGUUUAUUUGUGGCUGUAAAUAUUUUUGGCAUAUAUUUCAAGGCAAGAAUCAAUGAUGUUGCUUUU
Molecule: messenger RNA, 2520 nt
Organism: Ilex paraguariensis (yerba mate)
Lineage: Eukaryota; Viridiplantae; Streptophyta; Magnoliopsida; Aquifoliales; Aquifoliaceae
Source: the annotation of a GenBank genome assembly